UUUGCAGGCAACGCAUCAAAGCUACCGAAAGUAAAUAUAAAACCAUAGGCAGUGCCCCUGGUACAGAUACCAUCUCAUGGUACCAUCCCUCCAUUUUUUUCAAUUCUUUUGGCGUUCUAAUUUAUAUAUAUUUGGAUGAGAACCCUUUUCAAUCAACUUACUCCCAUCAACCUUGCCGCCACACUUUGUAACCGUUUUUCAAACUCUAACCACCUUUGCACCUCCAUCUCUGCUUCGCCGAACUUGCCCAUUAAUCAGAUUGCCCAUAUUAUUUGUUGUGUCUUGCAAGAAUGCACCAGCUUCAGUUGUCUCAAGAAAACCCAUGCAAAGAUUUUUGCUUAUGGGCUCCAAUACGACUCACGUAUAUUAACUAAAUUUGCCAUUAUGUAUGUUUCAUUCAAUAGAAUUGAUGCUGCGAGCAUCGUAUUUGAAGAUAUACCCAACCCAUGUAGUUUUCUUUGGAAUGUUAUGAUAAGGGGAUUUGCCACUGAUGGUCGGUUCCUCAGUUCUCUGGAACUGUAUUCCAAGAUGAUGGAAAAGGGCCUAAAACCCGACAAGUUUGCUUUUCCUUUUGCGCUCAAAUCUUGUGCAGGAUUGUCUGAUUUGCAGAGGGGUAAAGUAAUUCACCAGCAUUUGGUGUGUUGUGGAUGCAGCAACGAUCUAUUUGUUGAUGCGGCUUUGGUUGAUAUGUAUGCGAAAUGUGGGGAUAUUGAAGCUGCCCGGUUGGUGUUUGACAAAAUGGCCGUGAGAGAUUUGGUUUCUUGGACUUCGAUGAUUUCUGGGUAUGCCCACAAUGGUUAUAAUAGUGAGACAUUGGGGUUCUUUGAUCUUAUGCGUAGUUCUGGGGUGAUACCGAAUCGGGUUAGUAUUUUGAGUGUUCUUCUUGCUUGUGGUAAUCUGGGAGCUUUGAGGAAAGGUGAAUGGUUCCAUAGUUAUGUGAUACAAACAGGGUUUGAGUUUGAUAUCUUGGUUGCGACCGCUAUAAUGGACAUGUAUUCUAAGUGUGGCAGUUUGGAUUUGGCCCGUUGUUUGUUUGAUGAAACAGCAGGAAAAGAUUUAGUUUGCUGGAGUGCCAUGAUUGCAAGCUAUGGAAUUCAUGGUCAUGGAAGGAAGGCAAUUGAUCUUUUUGAUCAAAUGGUAAAAGCAGGAGUAAGGCCUAGUCAUGUAACAUUCACUUGUGUUCUGUCAGCUUGCAGCCAUUCAGGGUUGCUAGAAGAAGGCAAGAUGUAUUUUCAAUUGAUGACAGAGGAGUUUGUAAUCGCCCGAAAACUCAGUAAUUAUGCAUGUAUGGUGGAUCUUCUUGGUCGUGCAGGACAGCUUUCUGAAGCAGUGGACCUCAUAGAGAAUAUGCCCGUGGAACCUGAUGCAAGCAUAUGGGGUUCUUUGCUUGGUGCAUGCAGAAUUCACAAUAAUCUAGAUUUAGCCGAGAAAAUUGCAGACCAUCUUUUUCACCUAGACCCAGUACAUGCUGGCUAUCAUGUUUUACUCUCUAACAUCUAUGCUGCAAAAUCUAGAUGGAACGAGGUCGAGAAGGUAAGAAAGAUGAUGGCUAGAAGGGGAGCAAAUAAAAUUCAGGGAUUUAGUUUGGUCGAAUAUGAUAACCAAGUUCAUAAGUUUGGGGUAGGAGACAGAUCACAUCCUCAAUGGGAGAAGUUGUAUGCUAAGCUUGAAGAGUUGGCUGCACCAAUGAAACACUUGGGGUAUGUCCCCUUAACGGAUUUUGUUCUCCAUGAUAUUGAGGAAGAAGCAAAAGAGGCAGCUCUUUCCUACCACAGUGAGAGGCUGGCAAUUGCAUUUGGGCUCAUCAACACUAGUCCGGGGACUACUCUUCGCAUCACAAAGAAUCUAAGGAUUUGUGGAGAUUGUCAUAAUGCCAUCAAGCUCAUCUCAAAAAUUGUUAAUCGGGUCAUCCUUGUGAGGGACAUGCACCGGUUUCAUCGUUUUGAGGAUGGAGUUUGUUCUUGUGGGGAUUAUUGGUAACUACAUUGGGUUGAUCUUAUUCACAUUCCCAUAGGUUUUGACUAAACAUAUAUGAUUAGUUUCAUUCACGUUCCCUCAGGUUUUGAUUAAAUACAUCUAAUUUUUCU
Molecule: messenger RNA, 2087 nt
Organism: Vitis vinifera (wine grape)
Lineage: Eukaryota; Viridiplantae; Streptophyta; Magnoliopsida; Vitales; Vitaceae
Product: pentatricopeptide repeat-containing protein At4g21065
Exons: 1
Coding region: 136-1980 (614 amino acids)
Biological process (GO): RNA modification
Molecular function (GO): zinc ion binding; RNA binding; protein binding
Source: RefSeq, a predicted model, not a curated record